UGGAGUUCACCGUAAUACCUCCCAUAUCUGUACUGGACAUGUUUCUGACAUCUGCAGACUCGCGAGUUGAAUUAUUCCAGGACCGCCCUUCCUCGAACGAAGAAAACCAUCGCGACUCAACGUCGACUCCUAUAGAGAGGAGCGAGAAUUCUUCGAGGAGUCAUCAGCCCAAUUCAUCCUCCGCCUUUAAGAGAAAAGAGGUUCUUCUCGAGGCAACAUGAGAGCUUACUUGGCACUCCUGCUGGUAGCAGUUAUCGUGGUAGAAGGCCAAGAAGUCAAAUCGGGAAAAGCGAUGAGCGGCUCGAAAGCUCAAAUCAGCCUCAACAGCCUAGGAGAAGAGAAGUCCUCGGACGGAUUGAAAGUCCAAGGCGAUGCGAAAGACAAGCAGAAGGCUGUAGGCGACGAAGGGGGACACGGUGACGCGAGAGAUGGAGUCGGGACGGGAAGCCAAGGAGAAACGAUGAUUCAGACUCCCUUCGAAGUUUUCAUGGAGAAAGUGAGAAAUAUCGACGUGGCGAAAAUUGUCGAUGAUCUCAUGCAGAGACUCCACGAGCUUUUUGACAAAGUUGGGAAAGCGCUGGAUAAAAUUUUCGCCCAGCGUUAAAACAUGGAAGGUUGAGUGCGAUGCGAGCGCCGAUCCAUACCGAAUAAAGUCCGAGUUUCGAGCUCAUGGCUCACUCCGAUAUCAUUUCGAGUUCAGACGAGAAUCAUCGACUCUUGUCGGAAAUUAGAAGACCGCCGAGAGGUCUAAUCGAUGC
Galendromus occidentalis (western predatory mite) is the source of this 758-nucleotide messenger RNA. RefSeq lists its product as uncharacterized. The record is from RefSeq and is a predicted model, not a curated record. Bases 218 to 604 code for a protein of 128 amino acids. Lineage: Eukaryota; Metazoa; Arthropoda; Arachnida; Mesostigmata; Phytoseiidae. The transcript is spliced from 2 exons.